Messenger RNA from Zea mays, 2950 nucleotides. RefSeq lists its product as uncharacterized. NCBI's taxonomy places the organism in Eukaryota, Viridiplantae, Streptophyta, Magnoliopsida, Poales, Poaceae. Gene Ontology annotation, molecular function: helicase activity. The record is from RefSeq and is a predicted model, not a curated record. The transcript has 7 exons. The coding region runs from base 100 to 2769 and encodes 889 amino acids.
UCUACCCUCCAAUCAACGCCGGGACAUGUGUACGUCAUCACAAUUUUGCGAAAAUCUCCCUCCGCCAGCGCCUUGGUCCGCAGGAUUCCAGAUACCUUCAUGCUGCUGAAUGCCUACUUGGACUCAUUUACCGGCCCUCUGAUUGAAGAAGUACACUGUGACGUCUUUUUGUCACUGAGCGGUUAUGCUCAUGCCAACUUCAUAGAGAUAGUCCGACUGGAUAAGCUUAAUCAUGAGAAAUCAAUAUAUGGUUUCGUGGUUUCCAUGCCUUCCAAGGACGCAAAGUCGAGGGAGAUUUAUGCCCCCAAAGAAGGCGAUAUAGUGGUUGUGUCCUUGCAGAAACCGAAGCAUGUGUCUGAUCUGACAAAGAACAGGUCAUCUUACAAUCUAGGCUCCAUUCUGAAAUCUGGAAAAGAAGAAGAAGAAGAUAGCGAUUUGCCGCCAAAUUUCUGCAUUGUUAGGUUUCUGUCAGCUAUUCCUGUGGAAGUAGAUCCUGAAACAAGCAAGCCUAGAGGGCCAUGUUUUGCUGUCUUUCUCAUAAACACCACGACAUAUGACCACAUAUGGACGUGCCUUCACUUGGUAGCAAAUGAUCAUAAUCUUGCACCACUCCAGAAGAGAGGGUCUAAUACCGCUAUUGUCAAUCUAGUGUGGCAAUACAAGCGUCGGGCAGCUGAAGAUGGUAGCUUGUCAUUCUCCCAGCUCUCCCAAAGUGUCACUCAGUCAGUUGAUGACCUUGGCCUCGAGAAGUUCGGCCUAAAUGAUUCACAGUUGCAUGCAGUAGCUGACUGUGUCUUGUCAGCAAUAGACAACCGGUUGCCUUCCCUAAAACUAAUAUGGGGCCCCCCUGGGACAGGCAAAACGAAAACCAUCUGCACUAUCCUCUGGGCAAUGCUCAUGAAGGGCUUAAGGACACUUACCUGUGCCCCUACCAACACCGCUGUAUUGGAAGUUGCAUCUCGAAUUGUCAGGCUCGUUGAGCAUCUCCAUGGCAGUGUCUGCUUUCUCAAUGACAUUGUCCUGUUUGGAAGCAAAGAAAAGAUGAAAAUCGGCCGUGAGGACGCCCUUUCCAUGGUAUUCCUUGACUCUCGCGCUAAACGACUGCUGCCGUGUUUCAUGCCAACCACAGGCUGGAUGCAUUGUUUGCGCUCACUAAUGGACCACCUUGAGAGUCCUAUUACCCAGUACAGGUUGCAUCUUGAGAAAUUACUCAAAAAUGAAAAGAAAAAGGAGAGCAAUAAGGGAGGUUCUAGAGCAACGCAGGGUACGAUCAUUAGAAUACCGCCAUUCAAAGAUUUCUUCAAAGGUUAUUUCAACAAGGUGUCAAAUUUGCUGAGAAAGUGCGUUGAGACAAUGUACAAUGAUCAUCCACGAAGUCCAGAAACAGGACACAGCUUUCAGUGCAUGCUGGAGGUGCUUGAGUUGAUUGGAAUUCUUCAGGAGCUGAUAAACUGCAAAAACGAUGACAUAUGGUCAGAUGAAUUUCAUGAUUGCAAGAUAGAAGAUGACGGUGACCCCAUUCUGUGGUCUGAGCAGCUAGCCCAUGUGCGGAGUAACACUAGCAAAAAGCACAAACUAAAGCUAGCUAGAUCCUUGUGUGUGCGAGAAUUGAGAUAUCUUCACAAAAAUCUGGAGCUUCCUGGUUACUCCAGCAAGCGAUCAGUUGAGACUUACUUGCUGCAGAGAGCAAAAUGCAUUCUCUGUACAGUUUCUAGUUCUUUCAGGUUGUACAACGUGCCCAUGGAUAGUUCUUGUACAGACAUUCACAGUUUGCUCAAAGGGCCUGAAACGUUCAAGCUUUUGGAUAUGCUGAUCGUGGAUGAGGCUGCACAGCUGAAAGAGUGCGAGACCUUAAUCCCUUUGCAGCUGCCAGGCAUAAGGCAGGCCGUGUUUGUUGGAGAUGAGUAUCAGCUGCCUGCUUUGGUGAGAAGCAAAAUAUCUGAUGGCGCAAACUUCGGCCGAAGUGUUUUCGAAAGGCUAAGCUCGCUGGGUUACGGGAAGUACCUUCUGAAUGUGCAAUACAGGAUGCAUCCAGAGAUCAGCAGGUUUCCUGUUGCCACAUUUUACGAUGGCAAGUUAUCUGAUGGCCCCAACGUCACUAGUAUGAGCUAUGAGAGGACGUUUUUGGCGAGCAAAGUAUUUGGACCGUAUUCCUUUAUCAAUGUGGAUGGGGGGCGUGAGACAACUGAGAAGCAUGGCACGAGCCUUAAGAACACAGUAGAAGUUGCUGCGGUCUUGCGGAUAGUGCAGAGAUUGUUCAAAGAGUCAGUAUCUACAGGUUGCAAGCUCUCUGUCGGUGUUGUGUCGCCGUACAAUGCUCAAGUCAGAGCUAUCUGUCAAAAAGUGGGGGAAUCCUAUAAUGCACACGAUGGUUUCUCUGUGAAAGUGAAAUCUGUGGAUGGUUUCCAAGGCGCGGAGGAAGAUGUCCUCAUCAUAUCUACAGUGAGGAGCAAUGGAGCUGGUUCUGUUGGGUUCCUCACAAACCUGCAGAGGACCAACGUGGCAUUGACAAGGGCUAAGCAUUGUUUAUGGAUAGUAGGAAAUGGAGCGACUUUGUCCAGCAGCAAGUCAGUUUGGCAGAAAAUAGUGAAGGACGCACGUGAUCGAGGCUGCUACUUCGAAGCCAGCGACGAUGGGGAUCUGUCGAAUGCAGUCGUCAAGGCCAUCAUUGAGCAGGACGAUGCCGAUAAUUUGGUGAGGAUGGAGUCGCUGCACAUAAGCAGGCCGAGGUCUCAGCUUCAGAAAUCAGGACCUAAGAACUUUUCAUGAGAGGCCACAAGAUGUCUACAAAGGGCUUGUUGAAUUUGAACAUUUGGAUAGUAGAAAAAGAGAAAGCACUCCCUCUGUCUUUCCCCAAAAGAUUUGCACUUCGAAUGGUUUAUGUUUCACCAAGUUCUUAACAGAUCAAUCUUAUCGAGGCCGGUCAAUAACGAGACAGUGUUUCGUAAAA